Messenger RNA from Moneuplotes crassus, 1456 nucleotides. The record is from the annotation of a GenBank genome assembly. NCBI's taxonomy places the organism in Eukaryota, Ciliophora, Spirotrichea, Euplotida, Euplotidae.
AUUGACUUAAUCUCUUUUCUAUCUCUCUUACCUGCUAAUAUUCAUCAGAUGAUCAAUUCAACAAGAGCUUCGGUUAAGAAGGCACCAAAGGUAACUAAAAAGAACAGCCUAAGGGUAAGUACAAAGCUUAGCAAUGUCUUGCAAACAGAAGUAGUCAAAAUUAUCCAAGGGUGUCUUACUCCGUUUGAGACACAAAUCUCUGACCUUAAAUCUGAGCUGGCUUGCUUGCGAAACAAGCUUGAGGAUGCCUUAAAUCUUACCAAAAUCCCGCCUAAACAAUAUGAAAAUAACGAAUACAACUCUAUCAAGCCUGGCAAGAAGGCCAAGGCUCCCUGAAAUAACUUACAAAAGUUCAGAGCAAGAAGCUAUGCCAAGAAGAUCAGCUCUGCUUCAAAAAACCUUCAUAUUUGUGACGAAGACAGUGUCACAAGUUUCAGGAAACAGAGGUUCAAUCCCAGUGAGAGAGGCCCUAGUCUCAAUACCUCAGGCAUGAAGACUUAUAAGCCUAAGAGAAGAGCCUCAAAAGCGCUGCUUGACUUUAAAAGUGCAGAUAAAGAAACCAGGCGGACCCAAAUGUCGUAUAAAGCAAUUCCAAUAAUGCAAACACAAAGUAAGCUGAAACUUGAAGAAAAGAAAAGAACCAUGCAUGAGAAGACUCUCUUAGUCUUUCCAGAGUCACCUAUGAAGCCUUUUUCGGCCAAGAAGCCUUCCACAACCAAGGGGAUAAAGGACCUCAAGAGGAGUAUGUCCGAGACUCAGUGGGAGCACAAGAGGUUCCUCAAAAAUCGGGAAGAGACCAAUCUUGAAGCCAUUUUCACAGCUACCCUGUCUGACUCCAGAGACGAGGAGACUUGUCAUUGUGAUGAAAGUGUCACCAGUUCUCAGCUGACAUCUUGUAGCAAAUAUUGUAAGUUUCUGUCACCAGAUCAGCAGCUGGAAAUCAUCACCACCGAGACUGCUUCUCCUGCGAACUCACUUGAGCUAGAGUACGCUAUAAAUUCUGACUGGUGGAGAACCUGGUGAGAUUAUGUAAACGUUGAGUUCCUCCAGAUCUCCAAUUCGUUGAAGUUUAGCCUUAAAAAGCCGUUGUGAGCCAAGAAAGUUCUCCAAAAUCAGUUCCAGCAAACUCCAAGUGACGAAGAAGAUAUCGGUGAUAAACCGAAUCAUAUUGACUUGGAUGGGCUACGCUCAUCAGUCUCUUCGCACGACCAAGGUAUCCUUAACUCGUACAACUCUAUCACCAAGGAUCGUCCCAAAGAGCCUUUAUUAUACCCAGAAGAUCUCUACCAAAGACCAGGGAUGAUAUGAAACAAGCCAAUUUGUGACAAAAGGAUUGACGGGAACAUCAGGUUGCUCGAGAAUCUUCAAGAAGUACAUGAUUACGUCAGAGUGAGCCAGAAAGCAUGGAGCUACCUCAAAGCUUGGUACGGGUACGACCAUGAACUGUGGAUAUAAU